GGGAAGGUGAAGUGUAGUUUCGGAAUAUAUUUUUUUUUCCUAAGAGACGUUGGGUCUGAAUAAAAUCUGAAGAAGAGGAAACGCGGCUGUUCGCUGGCUGGCAGGAAACGGGCAGUGAAACACUAACUACACUAACUAUCUCUUUCAGCUGAGCACCAGGCCAGUUGUUGGUGGGAAUGAUGGAUAAGCGAAUGCUGUGUCGCAUACAUGAAGAAUUGGAUUCCUCUGAGGUGGAAGCUCUCUGCUUUUUGUGUCUGGAUGUUGUCAGCAGGAAACGCCUAAAUGGGAUCAAGGAUGCAAAAGACCUGUUUUUGAGACUAGAAGAAAAAGGUCUAAUGGACAACAGUGCCUUCCUUUUUCAGCUGCUCGGCACUAUCCAGCGAAGAGAUCUCCUCAGAAUCCUGGAGACGGACAGUAGGCAGCCAGAGGAAACAGAUGCAAAUCCUGUCCUGUCAGAUUACAGGGUGAUGCUGUACAAAAUAUAUGAAGACAUAACUCAGGAAAAUUUCGAUAAGAUGAAGUUUCUGUUGGACGAAAAGCUGGGUAGAAAAAAAAUAGAAGGCUGCAAAACCCCACUGGAUGUGUUUGAUGAAAUGGAAAAGGCUGGUUGGCUGUCAAAUACAAAUCUUCAUGAGCUGAUAGAAGUCCUGUCGGACCUGGAUCGAUCACUGUCGUCAAUUGUACAGCGCUAUCAAUACGGAGUAAACCAGAACCAUCAAAUUGGAUCACCACCCUCUCAUGUCAGCAUGGACGCCCAGAGGGUCAAUAACUCCUUACAAGCUAUCCUGUCUUCACCAGGAACUCUACCCAGCUAUGAAGGAGAGCGUGUUUACUCUGAUGCAGAACCAAACACACAGCCCUCCUCUUCUUUUGAUCCGGCAGAUUACUACAGUCUUACUCAUAACCCUCGUGGUGUGUGUAUGGUCAUCAACAACGAGUUAUUUUUGGGAGCAGGGCUGAAAAGACGAGCAGGAGCUCAGGAGGAUACGAACGCUCUGCGCACAGUGUUCACCCGUCUUGGCUUUACAGUGGUGAUACACAAAGACUUGACUGCAGAGGCCAUGCGAAGAGAAAUAGAAGAGCUGGGUACAAGAAAUUUUUUGAAUGAUGAUGCCUUGGUGGUGUGCAUGCUUUCCCACGGAGAUAAGGGAAUUGUCUUCGGGACUGAUGAGAAACCGGUCUCCCUGCAAGACAUGACAAAGCCCUUCAAGAGUGGGCAAGCCCCCACAUUAGCAGGGAAGCCUAAACUGUUCUUUGUCCAAGCGUGUCAAGGAGAAAACUACCAGAGAGGAUCAUUGCCGUGUCCUCCGAGGCCAAGAGAGGACGAGGGGGACAGACAGGAACCCCUGGAGACAGACGCAGGUCGUAUUGAAGGCGAGAAGGUGCCUUGGGAUGCAGACUUCCUGCUGGGCAUGGCCACUGUACCAGACUGCAAGUCGUUUCGAAACACUACCACAGGCUCCAUCUACAUCCAGGAGCUGUGCAGGCAGCUGGCAAGAUCAGCACAAAGCUUGGAGAACGAUGAUAUCCUCACUAUUCUGACGCGUGUGAACAGGGAGGUCAGCAAAGGAGAAUAUCUGAACUACAAACAAAUGCCAGAGCCAAAAUACACCCUCACCAAGAAGCUCGUCCUCAAAUAUGUGUGAUGCUGUAAAUGUGUCAAACUGACACAUUCAAAAAGACCAAAGUCGAGUUCUGUCUGUGUGUAUGACUGUGUCUGAGUGUGUGUGUGUUUUAAUCUAUAAGGUACAGGUGGUUGGAUGGAUUUGAACGUCUUUUAACAAGCUGAUGUCUGUUAAUCUUAAGAACAAAAAAACAUCAUGUCAAAAAGAUUGUUAAAGAUGUCAUUUAGAGAAAAUGUGGGGUUUUUAUGUCUCUUAUUAUUCCCAUGACAUGUAGUUAAAAUGAACAAUGAAACAUCAUUUGGGAAGAUUUUGGUUUAGUCUCAGUGUACCAGUGUUACAGCCCUCAGCAAAGCAGUUGAUGAUGAGUGUCACUCAGUUAACGCUCUCUUAUAGACAGCCAUAUUUCAACUGAUUUAACACUGAUUUCAGUUGACAGCGCACAGUAAUGACGUUUGAAUAAUUAUUAUUUGAGGAAUGUAUCAUGUAAAGAAAAAUGAAAUAUAUUUUUCUCUUAAAUGCUUUUUGUUCAUAUAGUCAGAUAUGUUCAGUAAGCACUCUCAAAAAUAAUGUUCUUUUUCUUGUUCCUACAGUUGAAUGUUUGAGCCUCACUGUGCUGAAUGAUGUAUGUGUAGAGUUUCACACUACAAGGCUGUUUUCAUAUUCAUCUGCUGAAAGUGGAAAAUUUCUCUGAGCUCAUUAAAAAUCAGAUUUUGAGGGGUGUACAAGCAUGAUUUGUUACAUCACAAAUAGCUUGGAGUCAAUCAUGAUCAAAUAUUCAGCUAACAGAAACUUGAAUCUUACAGUGCACAAACACUGAGAAUGAACUUUACACUGAAGUAAAGUAGGAGAUCUUGUGUCAUGGAGGAAAAGUUUAAAUAUUUACAAUGUUAUAGAUAAUGGAUUUUAAUAAGUUGUCAUUUUAAGGAUUUUAAAGUGAUUAGUGACCUUUUUUUUUAAAUGGAAAUUUUAUAUUCACAUUGUUAUAAGCAGAAUAU
Molecule: messenger RNA, 2620 nt
Organism: Scomber japonicus (chub mackerel)
Lineage: Eukaryota; Metazoa; Chordata; Actinopteri; Scombriformes; Scombridae
Gene: casp8
Product: caspase 8, apoptosis-related cysteine peptidase
Exons: 12
Coding region: 177-1646 (489 amino acids)
Biological process (GO): proteolysis; negative regulation of extrinsic apoptotic signaling pathway via death domain receptors
Molecular function (GO): cysteine-type endopeptidase activity; protein binding
Source: RefSeq, a predicted model, not a curated record